AUAGGGGUAUUAUAGAUACAGAGAUGCACCGCGAAUCUGAGCGCAUCAGGGGCAGCCCGGGGAACUACAACGCCCCGAUUAAGAGGAAAGGGCAGCCGGAGGAGGUGGCGAGCUUGAUUUCGUGGCUGCUGUGUGAUGGGUCGACUUAUAUCACUGGAACUAUACAGAUUAUUGAUGGAGGUCUAAUGGCGUAGAGUCCAUCGAAUACGCAUCCUUCAAUUCUUUACAUCCCGUUCAUUUCGUAUAUGGUAGGCCAGAGGACUUCAUGCAGUAGUAAAGAGGUGCGAAUAGCACUACAUUCUGACUCCCUGCAGAUGUGUCCAGGAGUUGGUCAGGAUGCAGCGGGCGAUGCGGUGGAUAUUAGGCUACCUUUUGGAUGGUUCGUGAAAUGCGACAUGGGGGGACCCCUAACAGUGGUAUUGAGUGAGCAAAGGUAGUGUGUAAGGAGUAGAAUGUUCGUGUGCGUAGGGGUUAGGUACUCCGGCACGGCGCAGGGGUCG
This is a messenger RNA of Mytilinidion resinicola, 500 nucleotides long. RefSeq lists its product as uncharacterized. The record is from RefSeq and is a predicted model, not a curated record. Lineage: Eukaryota; Fungi; Ascomycota; Dothideomycetes; Mytilinidiales; Mytilinidiaceae. The coding region runs from base 24 to 194 and encodes 56 amino acids. The transcript has a single exon.